Messenger RNA from Amphibalanus amphitrite, 2286 nucleotides. Its product is annotated as E3 ubiquitin-protein ligase MARCHF11-like. The record is from RefSeq and is a predicted model, not a curated record. Lineage: Eukaryota; Metazoa; Arthropoda; Thecostraca; Balanomorpha; Balanidae. The coding region runs from base 25 to 1992 and encodes 655 amino acids. Gene Ontology annotation, molecular function: zinc ion binding; ubiquitin-protein transferase activity. The transcript has 7 exons. Gene Ontology annotation, biological process: protein ubiquitination.
GCGGGGGACUGCAGCUAUUCCCCUAUGGCGUUUAAUAGACUUACGGCUUUUGAAGGGGAUUUGUACCAGUUUUUGUUGGGUUUGAGGCCAUUUUUGAGCUUGGAUAUUCUUUCUGUGACUUUUGACUGUGUAAUAACGACAUUUAAUCAUAACAUUUCUAUAUACUACCGGUGUCACACAUCGACCAAAAAGACCGCAGAUAUGGAGAGCUCUGAACCAGAUCGGGACUCCAAAACCUCCAAAAAUGAGCAGCUCCAGCCACUGUCAGAAGUUGUAAGCUCAUCAACAUCCACCAGCAUGGAUAUCUGUCCACGACAGUCUAAUGGAAACUGUGUGGUCAUGGAAUCAUCAGAUCCCAGCCUACAGCAAAUCGAUGGAACAUCUGGCCAGUCUGCAGCUGAGACACUGAAUGAAGUUGGCAAUGCAUCUACUGGGACAACCAGCCAUGCAUCUGUCCCGGCUGAGAUAGGCAGCCAUACUUCUGCUCACGUUGAGGCCACCAGUCUCGCCACUGACCUGGCUGGUACUGCCAGCCACGCGUCUGUCCACCCUGGGUCAACCUCGUCUCUCCAGGCCGGUCAGUUGGAGCCCACCGCCGACCACGACCCCCAGUCGCCCUCUGUCGGUGACCCCAGCUGUCCUCCUGGCGCCGUACUGCUCUCCACCCACCCCAGAGCAGUGGAGGAGGGUGGCGUGUGUGUCUGUCUGACCCCUGACCGGCCGUCUGAGAGUGCCGAUCGCACCGCGCCGGCCAGUGCUAGCCUACAGCUGGAGUCUGAGCGACCGGGGCCGUCCGGUCUGCCGCCGACACGACCCACCGCGCGCACUGCCGUGGACGCCGGCGCCGUCACUGGACGCCCGCCGCUGCCACCGGGUCGGGCGGCGACCGGUGAGCGCAGCCCGUGCUGCGCGACCUCCGCCCAGGCGUGCCACGUGCUCUCUCUGCCCGACAUGCGGCGCCCCCGAGCGAGCCCAGAGGAGGUGUCCACCGCGGCGGUUGCGCGGGAGCGACCGUGUCCGGCGGCUGCGGCCGCCAGCUCCGACCCCACCGCGGGACAGGCGCCGGUGCCUCGGCCGUCAGUCAGUUCCGGCAUCCGAGUGGCGCUCCAGUCGGUGGCGUCUCACACCUCCUUCGCCUCACCGCUGAGCAGCAUCGGGCCCUUCUGUCGCAUCUGCCACGAAGGUGAGAGUCGCGAGCAGCUGAUCUCUCCGUGCCGCUGCGCCGGCUCGGUGGGGCUCGUUCACGUCUCCUGUAUCGAGAAGUGGCUGUCGGCCGCCAACAAAGACUCCUGCGAGAUCUGCAUGUACAAAUACGUCACCGAGCGGCGGCCCAAGCCAUUGCUGGAGUGGCUCCUGAACCCUUCUAACCCGGAGGAUGCACGGAACCUGGUGGGCGACGUCAUCUGCUUCUUUCUGCUGACGGCCCUGGCUGUGAUUGCGGCCUACCUCUGUCUAAUGGCGGUGUGCGCGUUUGCCGCAGGGGCGUCACACUACCUGUCGUACAAGACCCAGUGGGAGGCGACCGGUCUGGUGGUGCUGGGACUGCUCAUCUCGUCCAUCUACUGCGUCUGGCUAGUGGUCACAUGCAGGUACCACUGCCGGGUGUGGCAGGACUGGCGGCGCACCCACCAGGACGUCCACCUGCUGGAGAUGAAGCGACUCUCCUACUCCACCGUCGACCUCAACAACAACACCAGUGCCCCGGCGCCGCCGCCGGCCGGGCCCGGGUGCCGCGCCUGUCGCGGCGGCUCGUACUCAUGCUCGCACUGUUGCGCGGUGUGUCCCGUGCACGGCGUGCAGACGGAGCCUGCCGCUGCCGCUGUCACUGCCGCUACAGCUGCUGUCGCUGCUCCUGCCGGAGGGUCUGAUGAUGUGUUUGCUGCUGAUACGACUACUGCCGGAGCCGACCGCCGCGCCGGCACCGGUGGCGCCAUCUGUGGUGCGGUGACGUCGCCUAUUGAGCCUCCCGAAUCAACCGAAACCGAUAAGUGAUACACUGGAAUAUGGUGGAGAUGAAAUAGCUCAGGGUUAGAUCUCAGUCGAUUGGUGACGGGUAAGUUAUUUGUGCUGUGACUUGCAUGUAUCUUCUGUAUCAUGUAAAUGUGCAUGUUAUUUGCUUCGCUUGAGUAUUUAUUGAUAUUGCGUUGUUGUUAAUUUUCAGAGUUUAUUGUAUUAUUGCGCCAAUUAUUAUAUAAUAUUGCUUCAAGAUGUUGCAUGAUUUGCAUGUUGAGAGCAUGAAAUCACUUGUUUCGUUAUUCGAAAAAUACAUAUACCCCAUUGUCUGUA